This is a messenger RNA of Adineta steineri, 4341 nucleotides long. The record is from the annotation of a GenBank genome assembly. Lineage: Eukaryota; Metazoa; Rotifera; Eurotatoria; Adinetida; Adinetidae.
AUGGCCAAUGUAUUCAUUCAAUUUUUAGUUGAUGUUGAAAAUGGAGAUUUAGAAGGUGUUAAACGAAAUAUUGUAAAUGGAAUUAAUUUAGAAACUCGUGAUGAAGAUCAACAAACAGCACUUAUUUUAGCUGCACGGUGUAAUUAUGUUGAAUGUGUAAAAGCUCUUCUUGAAGCUAAUGCUGAUGUUAAUGCUGAAGAUGUAGAUAACUGGACAGCAUUGCUCAAUGGAUGUCAUAAUGGAAAUUUAGAAAUUGUACGUGCACUUUUAGAACGUGAUGCACUUAUAGAACAUUAUGAUUGUGGACAUUUUACUCCAUUAAUGUGGGCAUCAUAUCAAGGACAUACAAGAAUUGUUGAAUAUUUAUUAACGUGUGGUGCUAAUGUUGAUGCUGUAGACGAACAUGGUAUAACAAGUUUAAGUUGGGCAUCAGGACGUAAUUAUGUGAAUAUUGUUACACUAUUACUUGCGGCUGGUGCUUCACCGAAUCUAUGCGAUAAAAAUAAUACAACUGCAUUAAUUUGGGCUAGUAGACGAGGUCAUACAAAAGUAGUGGAAUUAUUAUUAAAAUAUAAUGCUAGUGUUAAUAAUAUUGGAAUGAAAAAUAUGACAGCACUUUUAGCUGCUACAAAAGGUGGUUAUUCAGAAACAGCUCUUUGUCUUCUUGAUAAUCGAACAAUUGAUAUUAAAAUACAAGAUAAAGAUGGACAAACACCAUUGAGUCAUGCAUGUGCUCAAGGCAUGACUGAUGUUGUUGCUGAACUUGUUCGACGUCAUGCAUAUGUGAAUACAGUUGAUAAAAAUGGUGAUCCAGUUCUUUUUUCAGCUGUUAAAGGUGGACAAGAAGAUUGUGUUGCUAUUCUACUUGACAGUCAUGCUGAUAUAGAUGCAAUUGGUGCCGACAAUAAAACAGCUCUCUGGUGGGCUGUCGAACGUGGUCGAGUUAAUGUUGUUAAACAUUUACUUCAAUAUAAUCCUGAUGUUGAAGUAUCAGGUGGUCCUGAUGAUGAUACACCAUUAGUAUUAGCAACAAAACGAAAACGUGUUGGUAUUGUUUAUGAAUUAAUCAAAUAUGGUGCAAGAUUAUCAUCUGUUGAUCGAUUUGGUGAUAAUAGUUUACAUAUUGCUUUGCGUAAUCGUAGUCGAGAUAUUGCUGAUAUUCUACUUUCUAAUCCACGACAUGCCAAAUAUUUAUAUCGACCAAAUAAACAUGGUGAAACACCAUAUAAGAUUGAUGCUAGUUUACAAAAAAGUAUACUUACAACGAUCUUUGGACAACGAACAUUAAAUUUAAAUGAUGAUUCUAUUCUUGGUUAUGAUCUCUAUUCAUCAGCAUUAGCUGAAAUAUUAAGUGAACCAUCACUUCGAACUCCAAUUACUGUAGGUUUAUAUGCGAAAUGGGGUAGUGGUAAAUCAGCUUUAUUAACACAUUUAAAAGAUGAAAUGCACAGUUUUGCUCAAUUAACAGAUUUUCCUAUAAUAAAAUUUUCACCAUUGUUACUCUCUGUUAUUAUUAUUAUUGCUUUAAUUGUUGGUCUAAUCACUGGUUUUUUAAUUCAUUUUAUUGUUGGUAUUUCACUGGGUGUAGCAUUAAUUAUUGUUCCUCUUGUACUUCUCUUUAUGAUUCAAUAUCUUCUUCGUCAUAAAGAUUAUCUAUGGACAGCAAAUAUAGCACAAUUUAUAAAUAAACGUUUAGAAAUUUUACGAUUUUUACUUCAAGUUCUUUUUAUGAAUCCUUAUGCACGUCGUGGUUUAAAAAUUAAUGAUACAAUUGAUUGUAGAAAAAUGAAAUUUAUUUUUACUGAAUAUGGAAAAGUAUCAACUGCUGAUGGUGAAAAAGCUAGUGCGGGUAUGAUUGCGGAACUUGCUGUUAGUGUUGAAGAAACAUUUGGACUUGUAGCAACACGUCUUUGUCGAGCACUUCAUUCCAAAGAUACAAGUCAUCAUAGAUUUCGACAUAUUUGCUGUGUACCAGCAUUUAUUAUUGUUAUUAUUCAAAUUUCUCUUAUAUUAACUUUAAGUAUUUUAACAUUAGUAAAUGGUGUACCAUCCAAUCAUCGUUCAAUUAAUACAAUUUAUAUUGUACUUACAAGUAUUUUAAGUACAUCAAUUGCACUUAGUUUUGGUACAUGGUUUCGAUUAAUAAAAGGUUUAAUGAGAUCACCAAGAUCAAAAAUAAUUAAAUUUUCAGAUCGUUCAUCACGUUUAAAUGAAACUUCACUUUAUCGACUACGAAAAGAAGUUAGUCAAUUGUCAUACAUUAUUAAAACUGUUGAAGCUUUUCUCAAUAUUAAUACUCGUCUAGUUGUUCUUAUUGAUGGUUUAGAUGUAUGUGAACAACAACGUAUACUUCAAAUACUUGAUCAAGUACAUGUACUUCUAACAAAAGAAAAUGAUCCAUUUAUUACAUUAAUUGUUUGUGAUCCACAUAAGAUGAUGCAAGAUAUGACAACCACAACAACAACAGCAUCAUCGCCACCACCACAACCAACAACAAUAUCAUCAUUAACUCAAAGAUCUGGUUUUGAUACAACUGUAAAUGGUCAUGAUUAUUUAUUAUCCAUUAUUCAACUUCCUAUUUAUUUACAAUUAAAUUUAAAUCGAACAAAAUUAUUAAAAAAAGAGUCCGAUACUUUUCCAAAAAGAAGACGUGGAACACUUACAACUGGUACGUCAGUUCUUGAUGUUAGUGCACAACCACCAACAACAGCUCAAAAACUUUCAAAAAAUAAACGUCGUCGACAACGACGUGAUACAUUACCAAAUACUAAACCAGUAACAACAUCUGAAUUAACUCAUCAAUUACUUCAAUCGGAUUAUUUUCUUGAUAUCAAUCCAAGAAUUCUUCAACGCCUUAUUAAUAUAAUUGCUAUGACAGGUCGACUUUUACGUGCUAAUCAAGCAUUAUUUAGCUGGAAACGUCUUGGAUGUUGGUCUUAUUUAGUAGAACAAUGGCCAUAUCGUAUUACAUGGAUUAUUGUAUAUUAUGAAGAUCAUGAACAAGAUUAUGGUGAAGAUACUGAACUUAAAACUCUCUAUAACAAACUUAAACCAUUUAUACCAAUAUCAAAUGAUCCUCUAUUAGAACUUGAUCGUAAUGGACGUAAAUUUGAACUUUGUAUUGAACGUAGUGAACCUAUUUUAAAUGUAACUGAUCUUAAACAAUUUCUUCCAUGUACAUGUAAUCUUGAUCCAUAUUUAAAUAAAAUUAUUCGAGAAUCUGCAUCAUAUUUUUAUAUGAAAAAUUCUGAUCAUAAUGGUUUUAUGAACGGUGACCCUUCACGAUUUUUUCCUCGUCAUGAUCCAACUUAUGAUGGACAUAAUGGUUAUUAUCAACCAGGACCAUAUUCAAGACAUAAAAAUAAUUUUUAUCCGAAAUUCAAUUUCGGAAAUGUAUACCGUCCGUAUACACAUAUUCCAAUGACAAAACAAGAGAAUGAUGAUGAUAUGCGUCUUCGAACAUCAUCUGUUGCAUCAUCAACAAUGCCUAUAAUACAACCUUUAAUCGAACAUCAACAACAACAACAACCUUUAUCAAAUAAUCCAUCAGCAAAUGUUAAAAUCGAUUUAUUGCCAUCGUUAAGUGAAAUGACAGUGAAUGAUAUAUGUGACUGUUUAAAAACUGAUAUUACUGGUUUAAAACCAACGAUGAUACCAAUCUAUAUUCAAGAUUUAAAUGAAAAUAAUAUUAGUGGAAGAGUUUUAGCAACAUGUCAAUUGGAUGAACUUAAACAGAUUUUAUCGAUGGCAUUUGGUGAUUGGAUACUUUUUAGUAAUUGGAUACGAGCAAAACGAGAAGAAGAAUUACGUUCUCAAUUUCAUCAACAAACAUUAUCUACAUCAAAGUCUAAAAUUAAUGAUCAUCAAAAUUUAUCAAAUAAUGAUACUUAUAAUGAUUAUCAAUUCUACCGUGGUAAUGAUAUACUCAAUGCUGCACUUGAUCAAUUACUUCAUACAUCAUCACAACAUACAACAAUCAAUUCGAUUGAUGAAAUAGGUAUGACUAGUAAUGAUAAAGUAUCAAUUGUCUCGGGACCAAAAAAUGUUAAAUUUCUCAUUCCAUUAACACGAUCUGGUAUAACAUCCAAUGAAAGUACAUUUGGUGUUAUUGAAUCAACAACACGAACUAUAACUCAUGUUAAAGAUCUAUUUCCUGUAAAUCUCACUUUACAAUCUCAAACAACACCAAUAAAUAAUGACAUAGAACCAAGUACACCUUCUUCAUCUUCACAUUUAACAACAAUAGCAUCAUUAUUUAGUAUUGAACCUCAACAAACAGUAUCUCAUAAUGAUAGUGAAGAAAUUCCUUUACUUCCUCUUGAUAAUUCCAAUGAUAAUUGA